Messenger RNA from Sporisorium graminicola, 420 nucleotides. RefSeq lists its product as uncharacterized. Gene Ontology annotation, cellular component: actin cortical patch; cytoplasm; actin cytoskeleton. Gene Ontology annotation, biological process: actin filament severing; cell motility; actin filament depolymerization. Lineage: Eukaryota; Fungi; Basidiomycota; Ustilaginomycetes; Ustilaginales; Ustilaginaceae. The coding region runs from base 1 to 420 and encodes 139 amino acids. Gene Ontology annotation, molecular function: actin filament binding. The transcript has 2 exons. The record is from RefSeq and is a predicted model, not a curated record.
AUGUCUUCCGGUGUCAAAGUCUCCCAAGAAUGCCUGGACAAGUUCCAGGAGCUCAAGCUGGGCAAAAAGAUCAAGUACAUCAUCUACAGCCUCAACGACAAGAACACCGAGAUCAUUGUGCAGAACACUUCCACCUCGACCUCGUACGACGACUUCCUUGCUGAGCUGCCCCCGACCGAAUGCCGAUACGCCAUCUACGAUUUCGAGUACGAAAAGGCCGAUGCGGGCAAGCGCAACAAGAUCUGCUUCUUCUCCUGGUCGCCGGACGACGCCAAGAUCAAGCCCAAGAUGGUCUUUGCCUCGUCCAAGGAUGCGCUCAGGAAGGCUCUCGUCGGCAUCUCUACCGAGAUUCAAGGCACUGAUUUCUCCGAAGUCAGCUACGACGUCAUCCUGGACAAGGUCAGCCGUUCCACCUUCUAG